Messenger RNA from Heterotrigona itama, 3232 nucleotides. The record is from the annotation of a GenBank genome assembly. Lineage: Eukaryota; Metazoa; Arthropoda; Insecta; Hymenoptera; Apidae.
CAGAGCCAGGGUGAAAUCCGGCGUGAAGAUCUUGGACGCGUCGUCGAGUAACCCUGAAUGGAUCGUCGACAGCAAGAUCAACGCGAAGAACACGAUCGCUACGUUCACCGCCAGGCGAAAGGAGAACGCAUCGCGAUUACCAAGCGUAUCGGCGGAGGAGAUUCUAACGAUGCUUCUGGAGGCGAGCGAGGAGGGGGUGGAGGGGAAUUGGGAUGGUGGUCGAAUCGUCUGGAGCGUACGUUACGCUUUCGACAACGACUCUCAGCUAAAUGGGAUGGAUCAGCAGAGAUUGCAGCAGAGACAGAUGCAGCAUCAUCAUCAUCAUCACGCCGAAAGGCGAAAGCUACAGGUCCGCCUCGAAAUACAGAAAGACGACAUACAAGCUGUGUUGCCCAUAUCCAAGAACUGGGAGGUGAUGAACACCGCGGUGUUGACGGGUCGUCAAGUGUCCCAGGGGAUGAAGGUGUUUAUCGUGAGCCAGGCUGGAACUGUGGCCGACGUUACGUUGCAGUCCUCCUGUCACUCGGAGGACGAGAGCGUGCUCAAGGUGUCGUCCUCGUGUAGCAGCGUGUACGUGGAUGGCACGGAGAUACGGGGCUCCAGCAAUGCGUCAGUUCUCGUUAAGUACGGCACUUACACCGGGCUGGCUAAAUUCACCGUUUGGAUGCCGGAAUUCCCUCUGGAGAUGACCGUGGCGGACACCAGAUUGAGUCAGAUUAAAGGCUGGAAGGUUCCCGAGGAGCACGCCGUAGGCACGAAGAGCAAACGCAGCUUGAACGCCACGAACUCGCGGCAGAACGACUCGAGGACCAGCAAGAGGAGCGCCACCGAAUUGGAGGACACCUCGAUGGACAUCGAGGACACGGACGUGAUCCUCGAAGAGGACGAACAAGAGGAAAGGUUCCGAGGGAACGAUAAUGGAUGGGACGCGAUUAAUUCCAUAGACAGAGGGCCCUCUACCAACUGCAGACUCCGAUUCCAACAGAGCCCGAUCGAAGUACACGCGAGAUUUUUGGCCACCGAUCACGAUUCCGGGAGGGUGUCCUAUUUCGUGAACCGUCGUACUUGGUUGCGCGUGACCGAUCUGGUGAACGGAAUGCUUCGCGUGUCCGACCCGAGAAUCGCUGACUUGCUCCAAGGCAGGAUUGUUCAAGGUCGCGGAGUAGGUAGAACGGAAGUGCAGGUUCUUUCGCCGAUUACGAGCAAAGUAAUCGGCGCGAAGGAGGUGCGAGUGGUUAACGAUCGAGUGGCGGUCACCAGGCUGUCGGUUAGAGUGGUGUCUGGUUUACAGCUCACUAUCAGUCCGGACACUGCUAUAGAGAACGGAUAUGUCGCAGAGACGUCGGUCACGAGGAAACUCACUGCUCAAUAUCAGGAGGGCUUGCUAGACAUAGACGUGGAAUUUUCGGACGGUAUGAGGACACCGCUGCGAGAAAUCGCCGUGAACGACUACCAUUUGUUAGUGGAGAGCCUGGACCCGGAAGUGGUGGCGUUUGCGCCGAUGGUCGCCUCUCAUCAUCCUCGGGUGAUCGCGGUCGGCGAGGGACGGGGCGAUUUGUUACGAGUCAGCCUUCAAUUGGCUGACGCUUGUCGCCUAACCGGCAGGAGGUCUGGCAAAGGAUCGCAAAGAACGACCGCGGCAGCCCUGGCCAGCGCUUCCGCCAACGUCGAGGUGGACUUUGCCUCGAGCGAUCUUCCAAAUCGACCGGAGUUCGUGCAGAACGACGGGGGCGGUACGGUCGGUUCUCAUCAUCACAGGGAAAGGAAGACCAGCAGGGGAGAAAUAUCGCCCGACUUGCGUGAUAUUCUCAUCGGGCUACCGCUGAAAGACGAGAACGGGCACGAGCACGAGCACAAGCACGAGCACGAACCUUUGGUGCAGGCACGGCAGCACCGCACGGCUAUAGCUAAUGGCAUGUCUUCAGGAGGAAUGGGCGGCGUCGGGAUACGGCAUCACGGUGGAGCGCGUAUGAGCCCGCUCGAGAUCGGCAUGUACGUCCUUCUGGCGGCCUUCUGUUUCGCCAUCGUCGUCUUCGUCGUCUCCUGCGUGGUGUACGCGAGCAAGUUCAAGCCACAGCCGCCUGAUUCGCCGUUAGCCGGGUCGGCGCUUCCGGUGCUGUCGGGUGCAGCCAGGGCCAGAGCAGCAGCCAACCAGCUUGCAUCGGGCAGGAGACCUCCCAGAGAGUCUACCACCAACGCGCACGACUGGGUCUGGCUGGGCAGAGCCACCCUCGAGAGAGCCGCUUGCGGACCGCAACAGGUAAGAGUGACUAGCAACCCUCUGGCUGGCGAGAACGAGGGAGAAGCAGCCGAACUGGCAACUUGCUUCGACAAUCCGAACCAUAUCGAGCUACCAUCGGCUGGGCAACGUAGCAAUGGAUCCGGGCCAAUAGAUACGACGACUUAUUGCAAGAGAGACAAGCUUCCGCGGAACAGUUUCGCGACCAAGCUGGUAUCGAAACCAUCGACCAUGGUGUCGGCAACUACAAUCGCUACUCCAGCAUCCAUGGCUACGUCCACCGUUCCUUCUACGCGAAACGACAACGACGAUAUCCCGCCACCCUUACCACCGCACGGAAUCCCCGUGAGCUCGGCGAUGGCUUCGGCUGCUGCAGCUGCCGCGACGGCCAACAACAACGGCAACGAGGACUACAAACCGCCGGUGCCGCCUCACAGGAACACGGGGGUGAUCGUACGACUGCCGGAAACACCGAGGAAACAUCGUCACAGGGCCUCGAGCGGCAGCGCCGGCGGCCACCACGGGAACAACCAACGUCACAACAAGCAGAUUCACCAUAUCAAACCGCACGGUAAAGCUAGAGUAGGUAGUCCGAAAGAAAACGACGCGGAGGAAGAGGAGUUCGUGGAGCUAGUGAAUCACGAUGACAACAGGCAUUCGAAGGACGGGAGAGCCAGAGAGGUGAAGAGGGCGACGAUCGUCGGUAAUCCAAUGUUCUCGUCGUUCUCAACGAACGCGGUCGCCUCGUCGAUGAACGUGUCCAGCCCGACCGUGGCCUCAUCGUCCUCGUCACCGCCUAACUCGUCGCCGUCCUCCUCCGCCUCGUCCUCGUCAACGUCGUCCGCGUCCUCCUCCUCCUCGUCCUCGUCAACGUCGUCCGCGUCCUCGUCCCACGAGCAAGAGGAAUCGGUGGCGCUGGACGAUCUGAACCUGGGCAUGGACUACAACCAGAUCAUGCAGUACUUCGACAACCUGAAGGAGUCGAACGCCUAG